UCGAUCGUCCUGGACUGGGGUUCGUACUUCUCCUGCCCUUAACUUGGUUCAUACUGCAUGUUUUGAGAGAGAGAGAGAGAGAGAGAGAGAGAGAGAGAGAGGAAUCAUUGUGGAGAGAGAGUGAGAGGGACAGAUUUGUCGUUCGACGAUGUCUCUGACGAGUGUGAAAAUGUCGGAGGAUGUCUGGUUAACGUGUCUCACUCACGCAUUGUCCACUGAGACCGAAGAGAUCAUGGGGCUUCUCCUUGGAGAUAUUCAGCAAUCAAAAAAUGGAAGUGUGACAGCAGUAAUCUGGGGAGCAUUGCCGCAACCACGUUGUGAUCGACAAAAGGACCGAGUAGAGACUAAUCCUGAACAGUUGACUGCUGCUUCUGUACAGGCUGAGAGAAUGACUUUGGCAACUGGAACAACAACAAGAGUAAUUGGUUGGUACCAUUCGCAUCCUCACAUCACUGUUCUUCCUUCCCAUGUCGAUGUAAGGACUCAAGCCAUGUAUCAGCUUCUAGAUUCUGGGUUCAUUGGAUUGAUAUUCUCAUGUUUUAGUGAAGAUGUGCAUAAGGUCGGAAGAAUCCAAGUUAUUGCUUUCCAGUCCUUGGAUGGCAAUCAGAAUCACACAUUGAGAGCAGUGCCUCUCUCCCCUGUUAAUAGAAGCGGAAUUAUAGAUAUUGAGUCGUCAUUGAGCUCCUCUGAAAAUGCAUUCACAAGGUCUGGCUCUGUUAGGGCAGAAAGUCUUGAGCAAGAUACUGGUGACUCGAGAGCAGCUGCUGGGGUUUUCAAGGGGGGUGCAAGAUCAUCAGAUUUGGGAGGUUUCUUUGCCAAUGCUGAUGCAAACUUUACAGGCAGAGAGAAAACGGGGGGAAACUACAGUACCAACAACUUAGAAAUGACGAUUGGCGAUAUAGACCCCAUGGAUAUGUCAGAAAGUAUGCAAGAAGCAAUGCAUCGUUCGAAUUUGGACAUGAGUGGUGCAGAGUAUGUCAGGAAGGAAAUCCCUCUUUAUGUCUUGCCAACCUUGUCUCUUCUGAAGCUCGAUUGCCCUUUGGCUUCAUUUACAGAUUUACAACGUGUUCUGUUUGAGGAGGAGCGGACAGCUUAUACCCAAGCCAUCUCUCAGAAUAUGAGGGAUGGGAAAGUGCACCCGCUUACCUUCAUCCAUCACACAUCAACGUAUCAGGCUUCCAUGUGCAAAUUAAUGGAGUAUUGCUUAAGUCCUGCCAUAAAUGCUCUACAGGACCGCUUAAGAGAAAACGAGAUUCGGUUAGCGAUGCUGACAGAUGAAACAAAGAUUUUGGAGACUGAAGUCUCAAGUUUAGGUUCCCCUCGAAACAUUUCAUCACCUCAGGGACUCAGAGGAAGUGCUUCAUUUGGUCACAGAGACUUGUAUAGUCCUGAAUCUGUCAGCACGAGGACUGUUUCUGGUCCUGGUAGCCGUAGCAGAAAGGGGUCCUAGUUCAAUCCCAAACUAUGACUUGUUGAAAGCGUUUUUGUAAGCUUUUCCGCUUUCCUACUUUGCUUCCCCUAUGAACACGUUGCAAAUCAUAUGUUGGUGCCCUUUCGAGAUUCAUGAUAUCAGAGUAACAUGGUUUUUUGGCAAUUGUAUAUGUUCAUGGUCAAAGUUGGAGUGUAAUCCGUACUCCAGACUCCUGUUUCAACAUGCUUUACGUUAUGCAUCUCGGGGUCCUCAUUUUUCGGGAUGGGGCUGAAAUUCAGUUUCCGAUUGAAUUUGUUGUUGCGUACUGCUUCAAGUACAAAUAGUGGUAUGCCCCUUGUAGUUUGUGUAGAAGCGAGAAAGCUUGGAAAGAAGGGCUAGUGUAAUUGGAAAGACAUAUUUGGCGAAUUAUGAAUGGAACAUUAUCUCAUGUAUCCGUAUAACACAGACUAUAUUAUCGGUCAUGUUACAUGACUCUUGUUGGUUUUAUUGCA
Rhododendron vialii is the source of this 1923-nucleotide messenger RNA. RefSeq lists its product as uncharacterized. The record is from RefSeq and is a predicted model, not a curated record. The transcript has 10 exons. Lineage: Eukaryota; Viridiplantae; Streptophyta; Magnoliopsida; Ericales; Ericaceae. Gene Ontology annotation, biological process: double-strand break repair. Gene Ontology annotation, molecular function: cysteine-type deubiquitinase activity; metallopeptidase activity; polyubiquitin modification-dependent protein binding. The coding region runs from base 149 to 1450 and encodes 433 amino acids. Gene Ontology annotation, cellular component: BRCA1-A complex; BRISC complex.